This is a messenger RNA of Clupea harengus (Atlantic herring), 1295 nucleotides long. RefSeq names its product serine and arginine rich splicing factor 3b (gene srsf3b). NCBI's taxonomy places the organism in Eukaryota, Metazoa, Chordata, Actinopteri, Clupeiformes, Clupeidae. Gene Ontology annotation, molecular function: RNA binding. The record is from RefSeq and is a predicted model, not a curated record.
ACCGGAAGCAAAGGAUACGGUUUCCAUGAGGACGGAUAUCCGGUUGUCUUGUACAGCGCCAUUUCAUUUCACAAAGACUCUCUCCUUCACACCACGAGGACUACAGAGGUCCAACUUAAACUGCAAUCAUUAAGGAACCCACCAUGCAUCGGGACUGCCCGCUGGACUGCAAGGUGUACGUCGGCAACUUAGGGAACAAUGGCAACAAGACAGAGCUGGAAAGGGCCUUUGGCUACUAUGGCCCCCUCCGCAGUGUCUGGGUGGCGAGGAACCCCCCAGGCUUUGCUUUUGUGGAGUUUGAAGACCCCAGGGAUGCAACAGAUGCUGUAAGGGAACUCGAUGGAAGGACAUUGUGCGGCUGUCGUGUGCGGGUGGAGCUGUCCAACGGUGAGAAACGCUCCCGCACCAGGGGCCCGCCACCAUCCUGGAGUCGUCGACCACGCGAUGACUACCGCCGGCGGAGCCCGCCCGCUCGGGGUCGCAGAUCCCCCCGGAGAAGGAGCUUCAGCAGGAGUCGCAGCAGGUCGCUCUCCAGAGACCGUAGGAGGGAGAGGUCUCUGUCACGGGACAGGAACCACAAACCGUCUAGAUCUUUCUCCAGGUCACGCAGCCGCUCCAGGUCUAAUGACAGAAAGUAAAGGCCAUGCGGGUGGCUAAAGGAGAACAUUUCGCACGUCAGAGUCUAAGGCAAUGAAGAAGAAAAUCUCAAACGGUCGCCUAUCAAUGGAUAUUACUGCCCCAGAGUCUUUCUUUUUCUUUCUUUCCUUUUUGGGCUUUGGUCUUUUAUAUUACAUCAAUUUUAGCUUUUGUCUUUGAUUUUUGCAGUGUGUUUUCUCCCCGCUAUGAUAUGUAAGGUACCUGAUAUCUUCUGUGAUUUUUGUAAAUAGUUUUAUUCAGGUGUCAUGCUUUACUUUUAGUCCACUCUUACUCUGCAGCAUUCCACUGCGUCUGUCUUUGUAUUGGUAGAGUCUGAAUGUAAAGAUCACAAAUUAUAACUGUAGUCUAUGUUUUCCAGAGGUUUUUUUUUGUUUUUAUUUUAGCUAUUCAUGUAAAACGUCUGAUUCUGAUCCCGUACUUCAUGAUGUAAAUUGUUUUUUAUUUACUCUGCCGUUUCAUGUAGAAGGCUCUGGUUCCUCAUAGGAGACUGUAUGCUAGGCCAUCUCAAGGGAAAUGAAUGAAUGAAAGAAAGAAUGGCACUAAGAAAUGGCUUCUUUUUUUAAAAAAAAAACCCAUGGAAGAUUUCCCCAUGUUUGUACCGUUUAUAAUGUUAUCAGAAUUAAAACUGGUUAAACUAA